Molecule: messenger RNA, 2940 nt
Organism: Piliocolobus tephrosceles (Ugandan red Colobus)
Lineage: Eukaryota; Metazoa; Chordata; Mammalia; Primates; Cercopithecidae
Product: serine/threonine-protein kinase MRCK beta
Exons: 16
Coding region: 568-2940 (790 amino acids)
Biological process (GO): actomyosin structure organization; peptidyl-threonine phosphorylation
Cellular component (GO): cytoplasm; actomyosin; cytoskeleton
Molecular function (GO): ATP binding; protein serine/threonine kinase activity
Source: RefSeq, a predicted model, not a curated record
GGCGAGGCCCGAGCCCGCCGGGAGCUGGGAGCCGGGCGCGGGGCGGGGCGGCGCGCUGAGGUCAGCGCGGCAGUGGCCGGCCCCGCAGUGGUUGGCUGCGCCGGUGCUGGCCGCGCCCUGGUUGGCUGCGGGCCGCGGGGCUGGGCCGCCGGGUCGGGGCUGGGGUCGGGGCUCGGGCGCCGGCCGGGCUUGCGCAGCGCUAGGCUCCUCGCCGCUCCUAGUCUGCGGCGGCGGCGGCGGGGAGGGCGCGGCCGCGGGCGGGGCUGAGGGCUGUGGACGGCGGGGGCGCGGCGAGGCGGGGGCGGGCCGCCCGAGCGGGGAGGGCGGCGGCACCGAGGGGAGGAGAGCGGCCCAUGGACCCGCGGGGCCCGGCGCCCCAGACUCUGCGCCGCCGGGACGGAGCCCAAGAUGUCGGCCUAGGCCGGGGCGCGACGACGCGGACGGGGCGGCGAGGAGGCGCCGCUGCUGCCGGGGCUCGCGGCCCCCGAGCCCCCGAGGGCGCGCCCUGACGGACUGGCCGAGCGGGCUGCGAGAGGCCGGCGCGUCGGGAGCGGGCCGCGCGGCACCAUGUCGGCCAAGGUGCGGCUCAAGAAGCUGGAGCAGCUGCUCCUGGACGGGCCCUGGCGCAACGAGAGCGCCCUGAGCGUGGAGACGCUGCUUGACGUGCUCGUCUGCCUGUACACCGAGUGCAGCCACUCGGCCCUGCGCCGCGACAAGUACGUGGCCGAGUUCCUCGAGUGGGCUAAACCAUUUACACAGCUGGUGAAAGAAAUGCAGCUUCAUCGAGAAGACUUUGAAAUAAUUAAAGUAAUUGGAAGAGGUGCUUUUGGUGAGGUUGCUGUUGUCAAAAUGAAGAAUACUGAACGAAUUUAUGCAAUGAAAAUCCUCAACAAGUGGGAGAUGCUGAAAAGAGCAGAGACCGCGUGCUUCCGAGAGGAGCGCGAUGUGCUGGUGAACGGCGACUGCCAGUGGAUCACCGCGCUGCACUACGCCUUUCAGGACGAGAACCACCUGUACUUAGUCAUGGAUUACUAUGUGGGUGGUGAUUUACUGACCCUGCUCAGCAAAUUUGAAGACAAGCUUCCAGAAGAUAUGGCGAGGUUCUACAUUGGUGAAAUGGUGCUGGCCAUUGACUCCAUUCAUCAGCUUCAUUAUGUGCACAGAGACAUUAAACCUGACAAUGUCCUUUUGGACGUGAAUGGUCAUAUCCGCCUGGCUGACUUUGGAUCAUGUUUGAAGAUGAAUGAUGAUGGAACUGUGCAGUCCUCUGUGGCCGUGGGCACACCUGACUACAUCUCGCCGGAGAUCCUGCAGGCGAUGGAGGACGGCAUGGGCAAAUACGGGCCCGAGUGUGACUGGUGGUCUCUGGGGGUCUGCAUGUAUGAGAUGCUCUAUGGAGAAACGCCAUUUUAUGCGGAGUCACUCGUGGAGACCUACGGGAAGAUCAUGAACCAUGAAGAGCGAUUCCAGUUCCCGUCCCAUGUCACGGAUGUUUCUGAAGAAGCGAAGGACCUCAUCCAGAGGCUGAUCUGCAGUAGAGAGCGCCGGCUGGGGCAGAAUGGAAUAGAGGAUUUCAAAAAGCAUGCGUUUUUUGAAGGUCUAAAUUGGGAAAAUAUACGAAACCUAGAAGCACCUUAUAUUCCCGACGUGAGCAGUCCCUCUGACACAUCCAACUUCGACGUGGACGACGAUGUGCUGAGAAACACGGAAAUAUUACCUCCUGGUUCUCACACAGGCUUUUCUGGAUUACAUUUGCCAUUCAUUGGUUUUACAUUCACAACAGAAAGCUGUUUUUCUGAUCGAGGCUCUCUGAAGAACAUAAUGCAGUCCAACACAUUAACCAAAGAUGAGGAUGUGCAGCGGGACCUGGAGCACAGCCUGCAGAUGGAAGCUUACGAGAGGAGGAUUCGGAGGCUGGAACAGGAGAAGCUGGAGCUGAGCAGGAAACUGCAAGAGUCCACCCAGACCGUGCAGUCCCUCCACGGCUCAUCUCGGGCCCUCAGCAAUUCAAACCGAGAUAAAGAAAUCAAAAAGCUAAAUGAAGAAAUCGAACGCUUGAAAAAUAAAAUAGCAGAUUCAAACAGGCUCGAGCGACAGCUUGAGGACACAGUGGCGCUUCGCCAAGAGCGUGAGGACUCCACACAGCGGCUGCGGGGGCUGGAGAAGCAGCACCGCGUGGUCCGGCAGGAGAAGGAGGAGCUGCAUAAGCAACUGGUUGAAGCCUCAGAGCGGUUGAAAUCCCAAGCCAAGGAACUCAAAGAUGCCCAUCAGCAGCGAAAGCUGGCCCUGCAGGAAUUCUCGGAGCUGAAUGAGCGCAUGGCAGAGCUCCGUGCCCAGAAGCAGAAGGUGUCCCGGCAGCUGCGGGACAAGGAGGAAGAGAUGGAGGUGGCCACGCAGAAGGUGGACGCCAUGCGGCAGGAGAUGCGGAGAGCCGAGAAGCUCAGGAAAGAGCUGGAAGCUCAGCUUGAUGAUGCUGUUGCUGAGGCCUCCAAGGAGCGCAAGCUUCGUGAGCACAGUGAGAACUUCUGCAAGCAAAUGGAAAGCGAGCUGGAGACCCUCAAGAUGAAGCAAGGAGGCCGGGGAGCAGGUGCCACUUUAGAGCACCAGCAAGAGAUUUCCAAAAUCAAAUCUGAGCUGGAGAAGAAAGUCUUAUUUUAUGAAGAGGAAUUGGUCAGACGUGAGGCCUCCCAUGUGCUCGAAGUGAAAAAUGUGAAGAAGGAGGUGCAUGAUUCAGAAAGCCACCAGCUGGCCCUGCAGAAAGAAAUCUUGAUGUUAAAAGAUAAGUUAGAAAAGUCAAGGCGAGAACGGCAUAACGAGAUGGAGGAGGCGGUAGGUACAAUAAAAGAUAAAUACGAACGAGAAAGAGCAAUGCUAUUUGAUGAGAACAAGAAGCUAACCGCUGAAAAUGAAAAGGUAAUUAGUUCAAAGUACCUGAGUUAG